AGAGAUAUCUUCAGUGAGAUAUUCAUACACGCUUUAUUCUGCACGAGGAACAAUUUGUAAACAAUGCCGAGAUUUCCUCCUCACCAAUUUCACGGCCCUAAUUAUGGGCCGAGACAUCCAGGCAAUGAUGGACAAUUUAUGCAGGGACCCAGAGGAUUCCCAGGACCCCAGCAAUUUCCAGAUUUUCAUCACGAAGGAGCAAGAUUUCCCGGGCCACAUGGACACGGAAUGCCACCAGAACCUUUCUUCCAGCGGGGACCACGACCACCCUAUCGGGGUGGGAUGGGAGGCAGGCAUGAUGGGUUCCCGAUGGCAGCGCACGGGCACGGGCCACCCGGGGAGGAUUUGAAGGGCAGUUCUCACCUCCAAGGUUUCACAGGCCGACAAACGGGCCAAACGAUUACAACAAUUUUAAUGCUAAUAAUAGGGACAAUAAUUCCGGUUUCAACAUGAAACGUGGUGGACGUGGUCGUGGACGAGGUGGUCGUGGACGAGGUGGACAUGGAGGUGGUGGACAUUCCUUUGAACAGCAAGGGGGAGGCGGGAAAAAGAAAAACAAGAAAGCCAAAGCGCCGAAGGAAAUCAACUACUCCCAUUACUGUGACGUAUGUGACCGAGGUUUUCAGUCAGAUGAGGAACUCAAGAGUCACAUAGCUGAACAUGUCAAGUGCGAGGAGAAAGAUUGUAGGUUUGUUGGACAUCCCAAGGUGGUCAAGCUGCACCACAAGCUGCACCACGGCCCUGGGUCAAGGAAGAUCAAAUGGCUGGACACGCCCGAUGAAAUCCAGAAAUGGAGGAAUGAGAGAAAGAGAAACUUUCCCACAGCUGAAAACAUCGCCAAGAAAGGUGUGAAGAUUGGGCAGAGAGAGGAGCAGGGCAAUGUCCUGGAGACCAAACACUUUGGGAAAAUGAAGCGAAAAACACAUCGGGGUAAGAGAGGUGGGGAAAAGGUCCGGCAUAAAAGGCUGAUGAUGGAGGCUCUGGCAAAAGAAUAUGGUGGAGGUAACGAGGGAGAUGCCGUUCCAAGUGACUCAGACCAAGUCCCGCCAAAAAGGAGAAAAACCGAUGAUGAACAACAAGGCAAAUCCUCAUCUGCAGCUGAAGGACAGGAGGCCAAAGCUUCUGACCCAACGCAAGCAACUGAAGGCAUAGCAGCAACUGGUCAACAAGGGCCAGAGAGGGAGGUAGGCUGCGACCCACUGUCUCUUCUUGCUUCACACAAUGACAAUGAAUCUGGUGAUGAAGAGGCACCCGGGACCGAAGGGGUCACCCCCAAUAUAGAAGUGGCCCCAAAAGGAACAUUUGGUGCCCUCGGCUCCCUCGCUGCAUGCUAUGACUCUGACAGUGGAGACAGCUUCGUCGCAGAAAGUGAUAAAGCUACAAAGGUACAUGACAGCGGGGCUCAAGAAGUCACUUCCCAAGAGACCCCAGAGCAGUGCCCCACCGAAGAAGGUACCAAAGAUGAAACUCCCCUUGAUACCGAAUCAAGGCUACCCGUACCAGCUAAAGAUGCGGAUGAGACUCGUUGUCAUGGCGAUGGGAGGAGUGAUGAGAGGAUGGACGUCGGCGCUGAAGGGCAGGAGAAGAACAGCCGCGGCUACAGAAAGGAUCGCAGGAAACAGAAGAGAGCCCCUAAUAAUAGGGGAAAGGGGGCAGAGAAACGGACGGAGCAGAAUAAAGCGACUUUACUGGAGAUGCUACUAGCACCUGAAAUCCGACGAGAGAGGAACAUCAUACUUCAAUGUGUGAGGCACGUCGUUAAGAAGAACUUCUUCCAAGGGUCUAAGCCCUGACCACAAAUGGCCCCUAUGGAACUGUACCGACCAGUCCAGUGUAACCAGGGCCUUCAGUCGUCAACAAGAGUCCAGUGAGUGUUUUCGUUGGAACUGUACUGACGAGUCUUGCAUCACAAUGGCCUUCAUCCAUCUACAUGUAUAAUAUUCCGGCAUCUUGAUGUGUCUCUAAGGGAACUUACCGACCAGUGCUGUGUAACCAGGGCCUCCAGAAGUCGACAAUAAUCCAGAACUUCCCAGCGUCUCUUCAAAUGAAACCGUACUGACCAGUGUUGUGAAACCAGGGCCUUCGGCUCUCCACAAGACUCCAGAACUUUGAGCAUCCCUUCAAAUGGAACCGUACUGACCAGUGCUGUAAAACCAGGGUCUCCAGUUGUCUACAAGAUUCCAGAACUCCACAGUGUCUCUUCAAAUGAAACCGUACUGACCAGUGUUGUGAAACCAGGGCCUUCAGCUCUCCACAAGACUCCAGAACUUUGAGCGUCCCUUCAAAUGGAACCGUACUGACCAGUGCUGUAAAACCAGGGUCUCCAGUUGUCUACAAGAUUCCAGAACUCCACAGUGUCUCUUCAAAUGAAACCGGUACUGACCAGUGUUGUGAAACCAGGGCCUUCAGCUCUCCACAAGACUCCAGAACUUCGAGCGUCCCUUCAAAUGAAACCGUACCGACCAGUGUGUUGCGUUACCAGGGCCUACAAGUCUCUGCAAGACUAGAGCACCUUCAAGUGUCAGAUGAAACCGUACUGACCAGUGUUGUGUAACCCGGGCCUACAGCUCUCCACAAGACUCCAGCACCUUCAAGACUCUAGCGCUUUCAAGUGUCAGAUGGAAGUGUACCGACCAGUCUCAUGGCACCUUGAGAUUGAUCUGCAAGCUUCCUCCUCUGCAGUCUACCUUGGAACGUUGCAUUUGCAUCUUAACCCGUUGACUACUGAAUUCUCUAUUUCCCAUAAGCAUAAUACAGGGACAGCUCUGUUCCAGUAGGCAAUAGUUUAACGUGAUUUAUAGCUGUUAAAGCUUAUCUGCCGUAGUUUACAGGAGGGAUUAGACUGCCCUGCAAG
Molecule: messenger RNA, 2854 nt
Organism: Strongylocentrotus purpuratus (purple sea urchin)
Lineage: Eukaryota; Metazoa; Echinodermata; Echinoidea; Camarodonta; Strongylocentrotidae
Product: nuclear fragile X mental retardation-interacting protein 1
Exons: 9
Coding region: 450-1793 (447 amino acids)
Biological process (GO): box C/D snoRNP assembly
Cellular component (GO): nucleus
Molecular function (GO): RNA binding
Source: RefSeq, a predicted model, not a curated record